GGCACUGGCACUGGCACGAUGUGCAGGCAGCGCGACCACAACUGGAGAUCAAGGCAUCUGACCAUGAAAAGUCUCCUCCGCCGCAUACCGAUGUGGGAGCCGCACAAGUUUGUGGCCAAUGCUCUCAUGCUGCUAAAUGACGUGGGCGAUGUGCAAACUGCUUUGACUGUGAUAAUAGCUUUUGGGGAGGCCCGCAAGCUGCUUCCCCUUGAAGAUACAUUGGUUGAGCAUUGGUUUCACACCUAUGUCGAUCAGCUGCAGCGCUACGAGCUGUGGAACGAGGCCUGCGAGGUGAUCAACCGAUCCUGGCUGCGUUCCGUGCAGCAACUGAAUCAGCACUCCACAGCAAUGCAUACAAAUUGCGGCAAUUGAGCCUUGAAGUCGAACACCACAU
This is a messenger RNA of Drosophila miranda, 394 nucleotides long. Its product is annotated as GATOR complex protein WDR24-like. The transcript has 3 exons. Gene Ontology annotation, biological process: positive regulation of TOR signaling. Bases 19 to 372 code for a protein of 117 amino acids. Lineage: Eukaryota; Metazoa; Arthropoda; Insecta; Diptera; Drosophilidae. The record is from RefSeq and is a predicted model, not a curated record.